AUGGCAAACAACGACAGAGUCGGUGGGUUCUCUUGCUCCUAUCCGGGCUGUGGCAAGGUGUUCAAGGCCAAGAGCACCCUCACGACACAUGUCAAGGGCAUCCAUGAGGAUGCAUAUAUUUGCAAGGGAUGCGGCACCAAUUUCAAGGAUCCCUCCAAUCUCAGGAGGCAUCUAGCCAAGUGUGCAAAGGCAUCUACGGACGACAAGGCUAAGGCCAGCGCCUCCUUUAUUUGUGUGUGGCGCUCAUGCAGGUACUCCAGCCGCAGAGACAAUGUGAUACGGCAUCACCGAACCUGCAAAUUGAAGCCCGAGGGCUUAGAUGCCGCUUUUUCUCCUCUCCCUCUCAGGCUGAGUGAGGAUGAGAAGGAGCAGGUCAAACACGGCCAGCUCCCUGCCACUAUCAAACAGAUUGGGCAAGAAGACCUCCCGACUCAGCAGGAGGCUCCUGGACCACAGGUCCAUGUCGAGAAUUUGGGCGGGGCGUUCUUCAAAGCCCCAUUGCCGAGCCCUGAAUCUUUGGGCAAUCCCCUCCAGCUUCAAGAGCAGGUACCUGGACAAAUUUUCCAAGUCCAGAACUUCGACGGGGCUUUUCAAGCUCAAUGGACACCUCCUGAAGCUGGAGGAAACGCCCUCCUAUGUCAACAGGAGAUACCUGGACCACAACUCCAGGUUCAGGACUUCAGUGGGGCGCUCCAAGCCCACCAGGCGAAUCCUGAAAGUUGGGAAGAGCCCCUCCCACGUCAACAGGGGGUUACUGGACCACUAGGCCAGUACCCAAGCCCAGAAGAGGUCAACGCCGCGAAUACAACGCAGUGGUUGACCCCAGAGGAGAAGAUAGAAAUGUACAUCCGACCGGCACUACUUCUUCUUGAUUGGGUGGAUGGACAGCGUCGCCUUGCAAAAGCACAACAACCACGCUCUCCACGCAGACAAAAUCAACAUUGGAACUGA
Messenger RNA from Exophiala spinifera, 951 nucleotides. RefSeq lists its product as uncharacterized. The coding region runs from base 1 to 951 and encodes 316 amino acids. Gene Ontology annotation, cellular component: nucleus. The transcript has a single exon. Gene Ontology annotation, biological process: regulation of transcription by RNA polymerase II. NCBI's taxonomy places the organism in Eukaryota, Fungi, Ascomycota, Eurotiomycetes, Chaetothyriales, Herpotrichiellaceae. The record is from RefSeq and is a predicted model, not a curated record.